UUGAACAUUGGGAUGGAUUUCAUUUUGAACAUCUAAUGCUGCAGACUGUGAAACAUCUUUAAGAAAACUUUGAAUAAAACAAAGAAUGCCUGCAUGAAGAAUACAACAAGUUGACAGUGAAUUUAAUGUAGCCUAGCUGAAGAGAUUCUUGGAUACGCAUGUGUUCAUGGUGUUGUGUUUGGUCACCUAUUCCCCCCUUAUAAACAUUGACCAGAAUGGAACACAGACACAGGGAAGCCAUCAGGAAGAACUGGACAUUCCUCCUAGAGAACCUUAUAGUGGACGAACUGAUGGACUUCCUUAUCUCCCACUCCAUCCUGACGGAGAAUAUGAAGGAGGAGGUGGAGAUCCAGAGAACCAGGAGGGAGAAGGCCACCCAGCUUCUAUUUAUAGUACAGAAGAGGGGGCCACAGGCGUUCCAGACGCUCGUCGACGGACUUAAAGAGUGUCAGAUGGGGUUCAUAGCAGAGAGAUUAGAACAGGCGGUUUGAUAUUGUGAGGUUCAUAGAAUGAUAUGCCAUGAUUUUGCUGUUUUUUUAGUUCAAGGCCUAUGUGCUGUACAUGUAUUAAACAGUAUGUUAAAGUUUGGAAUGAUUUUUAUGUAUGGUAUCUUUUCACAUUUAGUCAUUCUAUUAUUACAAUUGAUUUGUUUUAUACUAAAAGUAACUACAGUUUUAUGUAAGAAUCAUACAAUUAUUUUUUAGUAAUUAUUGAAUAUGUACCGGUAAGCAGUUCAAUAUAAUGUACUUUAAUUUAAUCAGUACUGUUGUAUUGCAUUCAUUGUACAUACCGUAAUAAGUACAUGUAUCAUAUGAUUUAUACUUACAUGUACAUUUGUAAGCUUCAGGCAUAUAAUGCCAUUAUAGGAUUUGAUCAUCUGACCAAUUUCAAAAUCCCUUUAAGUUGUUACUUGUCAGUUAUUUCAAUACACAUUUUAUUUUGCAUUUUCAUUAGACAAAAAUAUUGAAGGAAUGCAAACCAGAUCUUUUUACUUUUAAAAUUCAAUCUCUAAAUGAAAUUGCUUUAGGAAUGUGUGUUA
Molecule: messenger RNA, 1039 nt
Organism: Saccostrea cuccullata (small rock oyster)
Lineage: Eukaryota; Metazoa; Mollusca; Bivalvia; Ostreida; Ostreidae
Product: death domain-containing protein CRADD-like
Exons: 2
Coding region: 216-491 (91 amino acids)
Biological process (GO): regulation of apoptotic process
Molecular function (GO): protease binding; death domain binding
Source: RefSeq, a predicted model, not a curated record